Messenger RNA from Miniopterus natalensis, 2860 nucleotides. RefSeq names its product tight junction associated protein 1 (gene TJAP1). Gene Ontology annotation, biological process: Golgi organization. Gene Ontology annotation, cellular component: trans-Golgi network. The record is from RefSeq and is a predicted model, not a curated record. Lineage: Eukaryota; Metazoa; Chordata; Mammalia; Chiroptera; Miniopteridae.
AACUGAAGUCAAAUGACCCUUCCAGACUUAGAUCAGCCUUUCCACAGUUUCUAUAGAGGCAUCUGCCCCAAUUUCAGCUGAAGACUCAGGGGCCCCAGGGACUGGAAGAAUCACAGUGCCUCCUUGGAAGAAGAAGAGGUAGCGACUUGCCCAACCCCAACCCCAGAGCGGCUCCGGAGUUGGGAGUUGGGCUGCUCACAAACCAAGCUGUCUGUUUAUAUGGAGUGCCUGGAGGGUGUCUGCCAUGAGUCUUUCGCUAACUGUGCUAACCAGGAGAGCUGGCUGGCUGGGGAGAAGACACUAACCCUGAGCUUUUGGCUAGAGGAAGUGGAGGGGCCGUGGGAUGCGGAGAGCCGAGGGCUAACUCCUGGACAGCGGAACAGAGUGAGCUGCUGACAAACAGACGCAGGUCGAGGAGCCCUCACCUCCCAGAAUGACCAGUGCAGCCCCUGCUAAGAAACCCUACCGUAAGGCACCACCCGAGCAUCGGGAGUUGCGGCUGGAAGUUCCUGGAUCUCAGCUUGAGCAGGAGGAGUCCCUGACUGACGCCGAGAGGAUGAAGCUGUUGCAGCAGGAGAAUGAGGAGCUUCGCAGGCGCCUAGCCUUGGCCACCAGGCGCACUGAGGCCCUGGAGCGUGAGCUGGAAAUUGGGCAGGACUGCCUAGAGCUGGAGCUGGGCCAGAGCCGCGAGGAGCUAGACAAAUUUAAGGACAAGUUCCGCAGGCUGCAGAACAGCUACACAGCUUCCCAGAGGACCAACCAGGAGCUGGAGGACAAGCUGCAGACGCUGGCCUCUCUUAGCCACAGCUGGAUUUUUGCAAUCAAGAAGGCUGAGAUGGAUAGGAAGACACUGGACUGGGAGAUUGUAGAGCUGACCAACAAGCUGCUGGAUGCCAAGAACACCAUCAAUAAGCUGGAGGAGCUCAAUGAGCGGUACCGGCUGGACUGCAACCUGGCUGUGCAGCUCCUUAAGUGCAACAAAUCCCACUUCCGUAACCACAAAUUUGCUGAUCUGCCCUGUGAGCUACAGGACAUGGUUCGGAAACAUCUGCACAGUGGUCAAGAGGCUGCCAGCCCAGACCCUGCCCCCAGCCUGGCACCAGGGACUGUCGUACCCACCUCAGUCAUUGCCCGGGUGUUGGAGAAGCCAGAGUCUCUACUGCUCAAUUCAGCCCAGUCAGGCAGUGCUGGGCGCCCCUUGGCUGAGGAUGUCUUUGUACAUGUAGACAUGAGUGGGGGUGCCCCAGGUGACCUAGCCAGUCCCCCAGUCCCUGGCAGCCCCAUUCCCCAACCCAAUGGGGAGUGCCACUCUUUGAGCACUGCUGGGGGCUCCCCAGAUGAGGAGGUAUCUCUGCCCGCCUUUGAGAAGCUGAGCCCCUACCCCACCCCGUCUCCACCACACCCUCUGUAUCCUGGCCGAAAGGUAAUAGAGUUCUCUGAGGAUAAGGUGCGAAUCCCCCGCAAUAGCCCCCUGCCCAACUGCACUUAUGCUACCCGCCAGGCCAUUUCCCUGAGCCUGGUGGAGGAGGGGAGUGAGCGGGCCCGUCCUAGCCCAGUGCCCAGCAGCCCUGCCUCAGCCCAGGCCUCACCCCAUCACCAGCCCAGCCCAGCCCCAACACUCAGCACCGCAGCCAGCUCUGCCAGCUCUGAGGAGGACCUGCUGGCCAGCUGGCAGCGGGCAUUUGUGGACCGCACUCCACCACCGGCCGCUGUGGCCCAGCGAACAGCCUUUGGACAUGAUGCACUCCCUGAGCUGCAGCGCCAUUUUGCUCUCAGCCCCACUGACAGAGAUGAGGAGGUUCAGGCCCCUUCUUCCCCACCCAGUGAGAGUGGGCUUUUGCUGCCAAGAGAACCUGACUCUGACCUUCCCAGGGAGGAAGAAGAGGAAGAGCUGAACCUGCCCAUCAGCCCCGAAGAAGAACAACAGAGCCUGCUGCCCAGUGAUAGUGGGACAGAGAAGGGGCCUGGUAUUUCCCACACUGAGGGCAGGACCUGGGCACUUCCCAGCUCCAGCCGCCCUCAGCGCAGCCCCAAGAGGAUGGGGGUGCACCACCUGCACCGCAAGGACAGCUUGACCCAGGCCCAGGAGCAGGGCAACCUGCUCAACUAGGGCCCCUGCUUGCCUUCCUGCCACUGCUACACUGGGACUGCAAGGAAACCCGAUCCUUGCAGCUCACUGUCCCCUACCGAGCCCAAGCCCUUGAACUUGCGUCCCUCUAGGCCUGCACAGCUCUGUUCCCUGUGCAGGGAGGGUCAGGCGGUGGGCCACACCAGGCCUUUCAGCCACAUUGGCUGACUGGCACCAGCUUGCCUCAUGGUUUCCCCCUUUUCUUCUUGAAAUAUUUAUUCUCCAAAGGUAACAUGCAGCCAGGGCUCAAGACCUUUCUUCAGAUCAGUCCAGCCCAAAUCGGGCUGUUCUGGGAAGCUGAGCACAUCAGUGUCCAGCUUUUCACAUCAGUGUUCACCCUCCACCUUCCUUUCAGAGCCAUGAGGUGUUUGCUUUGUUUUGUUUUUUGAUGGGAGGGUAUCAUUGGGAUUAUUAAUCUCUAAUUUCUAUUUUCUACUAACCUUUCUAUUUUCCACCUGUUUCCCUCUCUCCCCAAAUCCUCUGCACAAGCUGUUGCCUUCACAGGGCCUGGCACAGCAUGCCCUUGGGUGAGGGAGAAGGCUGACUCAGGGCUCUCAGCAGUUUCCUUCCUCCCUCUGGAAGGGAGUAGAGGGUGGGACUCAGGGGCCUCAAGCUGGGCUCUAGGUGAGGCCUGGCCCCCCUCCCAAUCUUGGCUCUAGACUGUUACUCCCAGCUUUGGGAAAUUUUCACAUCAAUGACUAUUUUAAAAUAAAACUAUUUUACUGUUAUGGA